Messenger RNA from Alosa alosa (allis shad), 21103 nucleotides. It is a transcript of the gene pclob, whose product is annotated as piccolo presynaptic cytomatrix protein b. The coding region runs from base 379 to 21084 and encodes 6901 amino acids. Gene Ontology annotation, cellular component: GABA-ergic synapse; axon; membrane. Lineage: Eukaryota; Metazoa; Chordata; Actinopteri; Clupeiformes; Clupeidae. The transcript has 32 exons. Gene Ontology annotation, biological process: protein localization to synapse; presynaptic active zone assembly. The record is from RefSeq and is a predicted model, not a curated record. Gene Ontology annotation, molecular function: protein binding; structural constituent of presynaptic active zone; metal ion binding.
CACUGGUCAGGAAAAUGUGCAUUAGCGUUGGCAGAAUGUGUGAGCAUGGAGGAGGACGUGGGUGAUGCAAUGUGGAUUUAACUAUAUUUCCUAGGACAUACAGUAAAAAAAGAAGACGUGGAAAGACUACAAACUAAAAAAAUCUAUUCCACUGGAUGUGGACUUACAUUAUCCCAACUGACAACUGGAAAGCACAUGACAGACUGAAGAGGCAGAUGUGAGUCACCAGAUCCAUCAGUCAGGGACAGCCCCCGAGCUCUCUGAAGUCUGUCCCACCGUUCAUGCCAGCGGUGUGGGUGCCUCAGACCAGCUGGCCCCUGGUGAAGGGAUCCCUGUCUCUUCAGCCAGCCCCACUGUCCAGUGUGGAGACCCAAGGCCAUGUUCUCCUCUAACUUCCUGAGCGGGGGCAACCCUCUCAGUGCCGUCUCCUCGGCCGUCAACAAGUUCAGUCUGUUCGGGGAGGAUGGAGAUCCUGAGCAGAACAAACAAAAACAGCAGCAGCAGGCCAACCCUCAGCAAAAGCCCCCAAUCCAGCAGGGGAAUGGCCAGCCUGCAUCACAGAUAAAGGGUGGCCCAAAACCAGGGGGGCAGCUACCCCAGGGCUCGCCCAAGACUGGACCCCAGUCACAGCAGGGGCCCAGUAGGGGAGGACCUCAGCAGCAGUCAGCCUCCGGGAAGCCUGGGACUCAACAGCAGCCAGGAGGCCCGGGGCCUGGGGCUCGUGCCCCAGGGGCAGCCCAGGGAGGACCCUCAUCGCAGGGGCCUGCCAAAACUGCAGCCCAGGGAGGACCCCCAUCACAGGGACCUGCCAAGGCUGCAGCCCAGGGAGGACCCCCAUCACAGGGAGCUGCCAAAGCUGCAGCCCAGGCUAAAAGUGGGCCCGGGCCAGGGGGUAAAUCACUGUGCCCCAUAUGCAAGAACACGGAACUUAAUGUCCAAUCCAAGGAGCCUCCAAACUAUAAAAACUGUACACAGUGCAAGAGCCAGGUCUGCAGCCUGUGUGGAUUCAGUCCCCCCGACUCAGCGGGGAAGGAGUGGCUCUGCCUGAACUGCCAGAUGCAGAGAGCUCUUGGAGGUGCUGAGCCUCCAGGUCCUCCUAUGAAGAAAGCCCAGCCCCAGGCCAACAAACCCCCAACAGCCUCACAUCCACCAUCGGCUGCCCCACAAAAGACAGAUAUUCCAGGAUCUCCUGAGAGAAAACAGGCCACGGUGAAUGCUGCCCCGCCCAAGCAAACCCAGGAAUCUGCAAAACCUCAACAACAGAUGCCAAAGGGUGGACCCUCCCCUGCCAAAUCUGCACCACUUCAACAGCAGCCACAACCACCAAAGCAGGAGUCUGGCUUGUUUGGCUUUGGCUUUGGUGGUCUGACUGACACUGCUAGGUCCAGAUCCCCCUCACCUCAGCCUGCUGGGAAGGUUAUGGGCUUUGGCUCUUCCUUCUUCAGUUCAGCAUCAAAUCUGAUCACCUCUGCUGUUCAGGAUGAGACAUCUCCUACACCACCCACAGCCCGUAAGGAGUCUGUGUCAGCUCAGGCUCCUGCAAAGGCUCUAUCAGCUGCGGGGACUAAAGCCCCUGCACAGAAACCAGAAGCAAAGAAAGCAGAGCCUCCACAGCAGCCCAAGGCUACAACAACUCCAGGCAAAAAGGAUGUACCCCCAUCGGGACCUCAGAAAAAGGAAGGACCCUCGCAGCCUCCCUCCAAAGCAGCUCCAUCCUCCUGUCCUCUGUGCAAGGUGCAGCUCAAUAAGGGCUCCAAGGAUCCUCCUAACUACAACACCUGCACUGAAUGCAAAAGCACUGUAUGCAACCAGUGUGGAUUCAAUCCCAUGCCACAUGUGAAAGAGGUACAGGAAUGGCUUUGCUUGAAUUGCCAGACACAGUGGGCUCUUGGAGGUAUGGAACCUCCAGGCCCUCCUAUGCUGAAGCCUCAGGGUAACAAAGUACUGGCACCUUCUCAACCAACUGGCAAGGAUGCACCUGUACCAGACUCUACACAGAAGAUGGCGUUACCUCCAGCAGGGGCCCAAGAGAAAGACAAAAAAGUAGAGAAAUUGCCCGCUGCUGAAAGCAAAGCUCCUACUCAGCAAGGGUCUGGGAAACCUGCACAGCCAGCUGUGAAAGCUGAGGCUUCUCCAGCUAAAUCGCCGGUACCAAUGCCACAGGCUGAGCCACCCAAGCAGGAUUCUGGCUUGUUUGGCUUUGGCUUAGGUGGUCUGACCGACACUUCUAGAUCCAGAUCUCCCUCACCACAACCUGGCGAGUCAGUGUCUGGGAAAGUUAUGGGCUUUGGCUCUUCCUUCUUCAGUUCAGCAUCAAAUCUGAUCACAUCUGCUGUUCAGGAUGAGCCAACUCCUCCCACAGCCCGUAAGGAGUCUGUGUCAGCUCACGGUCCUGCAAAGGCUCCACCAUCUGCGGAGACUAAACCAGCUGCUGCAGCACAGAAACCGGAGAUGGAGGAGAAGAAACUACAAAAUAAGAAGCCUGAGGAGAAGAGGCCACAGGGUGCCCCUCAGGCUAAGGUGACAACUGAGCCACAGACAAAAGAAUCUCAGCAAAGUUCUGUGGGUUCAUCUUGUCCACUCUGUAAAGUUCCUCUGAAUAUAGGGUCUAAGGAUCCUCCGAACUUCAACUCUUGCACUCAGUGCAAGGCUACUGUAUGCAAUCUAUGUGGAUUUAAUCCCACACCCCAUCUGACAGAGGCCAAGGAAUGGCUUUGCCUGAACUGCCAGAUGAAACAAGCUCCAGGACCUCCGGUGAUGUCACCGCAGCCACAUACCAAUAAAACCCCAACAGCAUCACAGCCCCAAACUAAAAUGCCAUCCUCUCCUCAGAAGAAAGAAGAAGCCAAACCACCAGAGCCCACCCAGCAGCCCCAACAGCAAAAACCUACCCAAAAAGAAGACCCUGGUAAACAGCAAAUGCCAAAAGGUGCAACAUCUCCAGCCAAAACUGCUCCACAACCAGAGGCUAAACCACCUAAGCAGGAGAGUAGCUUGUUUGGGUUUGGGUUGGGUGGCAUCACAGACACAGUUAGGUCGAGAUCUCCUUCUCCUCAACCUGCUGAGUUUGUGUCUGGGAAGGUUAUGGGCUUUGGCUCUUCCCUGUUCAGUUCAGCAUCAAAUCUGAUCACGUCUGCUGUUCAGGAUGAGCCAUCUCCUACACCACCUACAACCCGUAAAGAGUCUUUGUCAGCCCAGGGCCCUGCAAAGGCUCCACCAGCUGCAGCAGCACAGAAAACAGAAGAGAAGAAGCCUGUGGCACCCCCUCAGGUCACUGCACUGUCAGCUACAGAGACCAAACCACCUGCUGCACAGAAACAAGACAAGAAACCAGAGGACAAGAAACCAGAGGACAAGAAGUCAGAGGACAAGAAGCCAGAGGUAGCUGCACAGGCUAAAGCACCAUCAGCUCUAGUUAAAAAGGAGGAACCUCCAGCCAAGGCUCAAGAGACUCAACCUGGUCCAUCAAUGGGAAAAUCAUCCUGCCCGCUCUGCAAAGUAGACCUCAACAUUGGCUCCAAGGACCCGCCCAACUAUAACACCUGCACCGAAUGUAAAACUGUUGUGUGCAACCUUUGUGGAUUCAAUCCUAUGCCUCAUCUCACUGAGGUUAAAGAAUGGUUGUGUUUGAACUGCCAAACUCAACGAGCCCUUCGUGGAGUAGAACCUCCAGCUGCACCACAGGAGAAGAGACCACAGGACAAACCAUCAGUAACUGCUACCACUAAAACCCAAGACCCAGGGAAACCUCAACAAAAGAUUCCAGAAGGACCUCCUCCUGCUAAGCCCGCACCACUGCAAGAAGCAGAGCAACAAAAGCAAGAGGGUGGCUUAUUUGGAUUUGGAUUUGGAGGAGCAAAAGACAAAGCUCGGUCUCGUUCGCCAUCACCUCAACCUGCAGAAUCUGUCUCAGGGAAGGUCUUUGGGUUUGGCUCCUCCUUCCUCAGCUCAGCCUCAAAUUUGAUCACCUCUGCAGUUCAAGAUGAGACCCCUGUACAGCCCCCCUCCCGAAAGGGCUCCAUACAAGCCCAAUCCCCUUCCCAACCAGCUUCCCGAAAGGGAUCUGUCCAAGCCCAACCGCCAUCCCAACCAGCUUCCAGAAAGGGUUCUAUCCAGGCUCAACCGCCAUCCCAGUCCCCCUCCCGUAAGGGCUCUGUCCAAGCCCAACCUCCUGCAACUGAUGCCAAGCCAUCAGCCACAGCUGGUCAGAAGCCUGUGGAAAAGAAACCGGAAGCAAUCAAAACAGAGGAGCCUGCAAAAACCAAGGCACCAUUGACACUGCCUAAAACAGAUCCUGUUCCCAAAGCAGUUCAGUCCUGUCCUCUGUGCAAGGUGGAUCUUAACAUGGGCUCAAAGGAUCCUCCAAACUAUAACACCUGCACAGAAUGCAAGAAUACAGUUUGCAAUCUGUGUGGCUUUAAUCCGAUGCCACAUCUCACAGAGGUCAAGGAUUGGCUUUGCUUGACAUGCCAGAUGCAGAGGGCAACUGCUGGCAUGGAACCACCAGAACCACCAAUGAUAAAACCUCCAUCACAGCCUACUAAGGCCCCAGCAAUGCCACUCCAAAAGGAGACACCUGUUACUCCUGCACCACAGCCAGCAGAACCUGCAGCUCCAGGGUCACCUAAAGUCAAGAUUGCUCCUGUUGCAGCUUCUCCCAAAACAGCAGAGGCCCCAGCACCUGCCUCACCCCAAAAAGCGGCUAUACCACCAGCCUCACCUAAAGUCAAACAAGCUCCAACGCCUGGGUCACCAAAAGUUAAGGAAGAACCAGUGCCACCCUCACCGAAAAAGAAAGAAGUUCCAACUCCAUUGUCACCACUAAAGAAAGAUGUGGUGGAAGCAGGAUCUGCACAAAGACGUCAGUCAAUACCAGGUGUUUCAACACCUCCCCUUAGAAGGGAAGCUAGUGAAAGUGGCUCUCAAAAUAGGAGACAGUCCUCACCAGCUGCAGCAGUAUUACCAGGAUCGCCUCUCGCACGUUCUCCUAAUAGACAACCAUCAUCUCCAGUUGUUACAUCUCCAGGAUCACCUCUGAGAAAAGCAAGCGUGGAUGCUGGUCAGACGCAGAGGAGGCUGUCCUCUGCUGGAGCAUCUCCAUCUCCAGGCUCACCUAUAAAGAAGGAGACUGUGUCAGAUAGCUCUCCACUUAGAAGACAGUCCUCUCCUGCCACAGGAACACCUCCAGGGUCACCCUCAGCAGGCCCUGAAAGCAGGAGGCAGUCAUCCCCUCUGGUGGCUCCCAGUCCAGUUUCACCAAAGAGCAAGCAGGCUCCAACACCAGGGUCUCCAAAGCUCAAAGAGGCUCCAGCACCAAUUUCAGACAAAAAGAAAGAAGCCCCUGCACCUGGGUCACCAUUGAAUAAGGAUGAAGUGGAUGUAGGUUCUCCAAACAGGAGGCAGUCCUCUCCUGCAGUACCUGCCACUCCAGAUUCAACUGCUGCGAAAGAAAAUGCUGCAACAGCAGCAGCACUUAGAAGACAGUCCUCACCAGCAGUAGCACGAGGACAAGUCCAGAAGCCUGCUUCACCCAAACUAACCGAACAACCAACCUCUACCGAAACCAAGCCAAGUGCCACCCCACCAAAGCAACCAGUAACCCAGCAGACACCUCCACAGAAGGGGCCUGCCACACAGCAGGCACCAAAAAUGGAAAAGGCAGCACAGGCACCUUCAGCUCCCAAACAGGAAUCUGGAUUCUUUAGCUUUGGAUUUGGAGGUAAAGCAACACCAAAAGAUCAGCCUCCAACAUCUCCAAAACCAACAGAGUCUGUGGCUGGGAAGAUGUUUGGCUUGGGUGGUCUCACAGAUACAGCUCGAUCUCGCUCUCCAUCACCACAACCUGCUGAGUCGGUGUCCGGGAAGGUUAUGGGCUUUGGCUCCUCCUUCUUCAGCUCGGCAUCCAAUCUCAUCACCUCUGCUGUUCAGGAUGAGCCAACUCCAACACCACCGGCUACCCGUAAGGAGUCUGUGUCAGCUCAGGCCUCCACUAAACUACCAGUGGGAGCAGAAACAAAGCCACCUGCUGCACCAAGUCAAGAAAAGGAGAAACCAGAAGUAGUUCAAGUGAAGGAACCACCAGCUCCCACUAAGAAGGAUGAAACACCAUCCAAGCCCUCAGAGGUACAAGUUGUACCAGCUGCAGCGAAAACAUCUUGCCCGCUCUGCAAGGUGGACCUUAACAGAGGCUCCAAGGAUCCUCCCAACUACAACUCAUGCACUGAAUGCAAGAAUAUUGUGUGCAACCAGUGUGGUUUUAACCCCAUGCCACAUGUAACUGAGGUUAAGGAGUGGCUCUGCCUGAACUGUCAGAUGCAACGAGCUCUUGGGGGUGUAGAACCACCUGGCCCACCGGUGAAGGCACCUCAGAAGCUGCCAAGCAAAGUUUCUGCUCCACCAUCACCACAGAAAAAGGAGAUCCCUCCCAGUGUGGAGCCUCCUCAAAGUCAGAAACCCACAGUUGUUGAGAAACCACCAGAUCAACUUCCUGCUGUGGCCCCUCAGCAAAAACCAGCUCCACAGCAAGAAGUUGGGAAACCACCACAGCAACCAUCCAAAGGGGCAGCCCCGCCACCUGCCAAGGCAGCUCCUCCUCCACAGACUGAACCUCCUAAACAGGAGUCUGGAUUCUUUGGCGGCUUUGGUUUUGGUGGAGCAAAAGACACCGCCAAAGCUCAGCCUACACCCCCAUCUAAGCCAGCAGAAUCUGCUACAGGAUUCUUUGGCUUUGGGAGUCGCACAGACACCGCUCAAGCUCGAUCUCCUUCACCUCAACCCGCUGAGUCAGUGUCCGGGAAGGUAAUGGGCUUUGGCUCCUCUUUCUUCAGUUCAGCAUCAAAUCUGAUCACGUCUACUGUUCAGGAUGAGACAUCUCCGACACCACCUACUGCCCGCAAGGAAUCUGUAUCAGCCCAGGGUCCUGCAAAGGCUCCACCAGCUGCGGACACUAAACCACCUGCUGCAGCACAGAAACCAGAGGAGAAGAAGCCUGAGGCUCCUCCAAAGGUCACUGCUCCAUCAGCUGCAGUUAAAAAGGAGGAACCUCCAGCAAAGCCCUCUGAAGCUCUAGCCUCCAAACAACCUGCUCCUCCUAAGUCAUCGUGCCCGCUCUGCAAAGUGGAUCUCAAUAUCGGCUCCAAGGAUACUCCCAACUACAACACCUGUACAGAGUGCAAGAACAUGGUGUGCAACCUUUGUGGAUUCAAUCCCAUGCCUCAUCUUGGCCAGAACGAGUGGCUCUGUUUGAACUGUCAGACCCAAAGGGCUCUCGCUGGACAGCUGGGUGACAUGGAAAAGAUGCCAGCACCAAAGCCACAGCCAGCUAAAGCAGAAAAGCAGCAGCCCGCAGCUCCUCCCAAAGUGCAGCCUGCAGUGCCCAAAGAGGCCAUGGUGCCCAUUGCAUCUCCAGCAGCCUCCAAACCUGCACCUCCUAAAGAGGAAGUAGUAUCCACUAAGGCUGGAGACCUUCCUGUUUCACCUGCUCCUGCUGCACCUACAACAUUGCCCACUGCAGCCAUUGUCUCUACCGAAACACCUGCAGUGCCACCUGCCUCAGCUGCUCCACCUGCAGGUUUUGCAGUACCACCCAAAGAGCAGGCUGAGGCUGUGGCACCACAGAAGAAGGAGGCAGAGAAGACAGUGGCACCUGCCCAGGCAGUCGAACCAGAGAAGGUUCUUGCUGUGCCAGCUCAAACUAACAUUCCCACUGCAGAGCUUAAACAAGCAGUGGCUGUUCCACAGGUUGAACAGGUGCAACCAAGUGGACCCAAAUCUCAGAUUCAACCACAAGAAACCCAAGAUAACAUCAUGAAGGAUGACGUUAAGAUUGUAGUAGAGAGCAGCCCUACCACAGAGGUCCCCAAAUCUGAUGAAGACAAGCUAUAUGUAAAGGAUGUCAAAGACAUACAAGGUAAAGAGCAGGACCUAAGGGGACAGGAUAUUAUGCGGAUCUCACCAGAGUCUUAUAGUUCUGCAGAGGAAGAACUAAGGGCAAUCCAGAAAGCAAGUGAGGUGGCUACAAAGACUGCACCCACUGAGAAGUUGACAACUCAUACACCUGACACUAAAAAGCAAUUAGACUCCAUAGAAGAUAGUAGUGAGAGUGAGCCUUCGCCCCUAUUGCAGAGGAAGAAAGUCAGUUCUGUAUCCUCUAACAGUGAAGACUACAAAGUAGAAAGUCCUGAGUCAAUGGAUGAUGAGGAAUUUAUUCGUAGGCAGCUCAUGGAAAUGGGUGCAGAUGUGGACUUAUCACCAUCUGAAGAAGAUAGCAGUGCAAAGAAAGAAAUCCCUCUAGACACAGCUGAGGCUGCCACAGAGAAGCCAAAACGUGUCUUGAAAAAACUUAGUGUUGAACUUGAUGUCAGUCCAGAUCACAGCCAAUCAUCAGACGAUCUUGAUUCUGACAAAAUCCAUAUUGUCCCCCUUUCUCAAACAGUCAGCAAAGAGGAUAUGGAUGUCUCUAAUGAAGCUGCAAAGCAUACUAAGACCAUUGACACAGCUGCUGCCAUGAUGGAGCACAGGGGUCCUCGGCGCCAAAGCACUGAAGACGCUGAUGCAUCAAUGGAGAGUCUGGUUGAUUCAAUCGAUGACCGGUCUAAAGGUGAUGGGUCAUCUAGCCUCCAUGCUUCUAGCUUUACACCAGGAACAGCAUCACCCACAUCUGUAUCAUCCCUUGAUGAGGACAGUGACAGCAGUCCAAGAAAUAGACGAAAAAGUGGAGAGGGCAAACACAAAAAGGCCAAGCAUCGACAGCAUGGCCAAGGACUUCCCACCAUUGAAGACUCCUCUGAAGAGGAUAUUCUUGGAGAGGGAGACCAGCUCAGAGAUCAGGAAAAACAGACUGACGUUGAUCAGCAGCUGAGCAAGAAGGUCCCCAGGAGAGAAAAGAUAAGGAUAAAGGUAAAUAAAGAAGAAUUGCUCAGGACAUCUGGAUCAGAACUCUCACCAAGCAUUGAAUCUGAAGCUGAAGAUGUUACCCCCAAGGAGACACCUCAAGUAAUAGAAAGAGAGUCCUCCUUGCCAUCUAUCUCUCCCUACAUUCCGUCUGCAGAGACAUUGCCAGAGAAACCUCUGAAGAGUGCAGAUCAAGCUUAUGAAGAAAUGAUGCAGAAAGCUAAAGCUAUGAAGUCCAAAAUGGAUGUCACACCACCUGCUGUUGAGUCUUUGUAUGGUGGUAUGUCAAUUGAAGACUAUGCAUAUGAGUCAUUAGUUGAAGGGCCAUCGCAUACUGAUCAGGAGUCCGAAGCAAGCAUGCUUGCAGUACAAGAGUCGAUGAAAAAACUCAGAACACCUGAGGAAGUGUAUGAGGAAAUGCUGAAAAAUGGAAAAUUAACACCAGAUGAACAGCUGUCCCAGCCAGAGAUAGCUCCAUCCACAGCAGCUGAGACUUGUUAUGUGACAAUUAUAGGUAGUGAUGGAAAGCCACACUUAGAGGUACAGCAAGAAUCAUUGACACCUGGAACAAGCCCUUCGCAGACAAGUCCAGUAUCUCCUGUAACAGAUUCACUGUCCUAUGAUUCACCUGAGGUAAUACUUAUUCCCUCAAGUGGAGAAGAGGAAGAGAUAAGAGAAGAAGUGCUGCCACCAGAUUCCACUUCAGUUCGAAGAUCUCUCUAUCCAAUUCCAGAUCUAAAGAUCAUUCAGUGCUCUUCUGGUGAGGAGGAACCUGAGGAAGGUGACAGUAGUAGUUAUGAACCUCAGAUUGCUGCCAGUGCAGAAAGUUCUGAAGCUGAAAUUGAACUUGAGAAACCAGUGGCAGUGGCAGUGGCUGUGCCAACAUCAGCGGAGGCAUCAGCAGAUACAGAGCCUAUCUCGGUUGUUUGUGAGGUUCCUCAAGCCAGACCUGGAUCAGUCAUCCCAGUACAAGACACAAUUCUGUCACCAGAGGUAUCACCCUCCUCCUCAUCUCCUGAUUCAAGUUUAUCAAUGACCACUGCAGUCUCGUCCUCACCAUUAUCUGACCAAACUCCAGUAUCUGCUCCUGUUUCUCCUGCUGUUGUUGAAACCCAGGCUCCAGUGAUUAUUCCAAUCCCAGACAUUGUCUCUGAACCAUGUGUCUCAGAUCAGAAAGAACCCUUACAUGCUGCAACCUCUUUUGCAGUAUCUAAGAAGGAAGUUCCAUCAACUUUUCCACCACAGGUUUCUGCACCAACUCCAACUGUAGCAGCUGCAGUCCCAGCUCCUGUCAAAGUUCCAGUUCCUGCCCCAGCUCCAACCAUAGUUUCAAAAGUACCUCCUGCCCCACCUCCCAAGCCAGUAAUAGUUUCCAGCCCAGAUAUAGUGUCUGCUCCAGCUCCAGUUUCAACACCAUCUUCUAUAUCCAAGCCAGCUGUAAAACCUAAGCCAGUUGUGCAGUUACCUCCAGCCCAAGCACCUCCAAGUGCAGUAACAGUGUCAGAUCAGACACGCCCACCUGUAUUACCUCUGACUCAAAGUCAGGCUGCUGUUCUGCCACCAUGUCCAGCCCCACCCCAGGUCACAGCUUCUGCUCAAAAGCCAGCAUCAUCAAUUCAAGCACCAAUCCCAGGUCCUGUCACUGUCCAAAUGCCAAAUCUUGAGUCAUCACCAACCUCAGCUCCAACUGAAGAACCUCUUCCUCACCCACCUUCUGCUCCAGUACCUCAGGUAGCACCUGCCCAAGCAGUUCAAUCAACAGCUGUUACUCCAUCACCAGUUCCUGUGCCAGUCCACAGAGCCGUAACAUCAACUGUGCCCGACCCAACUCAUGUAGUUGUACAGAUGCCAGAUUUGGUUUCUUCCUCAUCUCAAACUGCAGUUCCAACACCAGUCCCUACCACUGCUAUUGCCUCAGCAUCAACAUCAGCCCCAACUAUCCUGCCAGCCAAGGAGCAGAUUCCUGUUUCAGUGUCUGUUGCUGCUUCAGUGGCAACUCCACCAGCACCUGCAUCAGCUGCUGCUACAGCAGUAGUGCCGGAACCAGUCACUGCUCCACCUGCAGCUGUAGCAGUUCCUACUGCCCCUCCUCGCCCUCCUCCUCCCUCUCUGCCUACAACACAACCACCUGCCUCAGUUUUAAUCCAAAUGCCAGCCCACAGCCCAUCUGCAGAGGAAUUAAAUGCAGCUAUCCCAAUAGCUCAAAGACCGUCACAACCCCCUCCACCCCCAUUACCUUCUACUGUCUCACAACCCCAGACCCCCACAGUGGCUGUGGCUCCAACAGUUAUUCCAGCUGCACUUCCAGCAGCUGCCCCAGUUGUGUCUCCAACUAUAACUACUACAGUAGCCUUUGGAACACACCCACUGCAGUCUGUGGUAGUGGACAUACAAUCAGGAAUCCAAGGUAUGCAACCACAGCAAGAGGCUAGAACAAUUGCACUCUCUCCCACAUCUGCAUCUCCACAGAUUUUGCCCACUGUCCAGACUAGACAAGGGCAUGUGGUCAUCAUUGUGCCCCGUGGUGCUUCAUUUGAGAACAUAUCAGUGAUCAAUCAGUCUGCACAGGAGAUUGUGGCAAAUUCAAUUGCAUUAGCAGCUGCUGGCCCUGGUGAGGAAGUCACUGCUCAGAUACCUACCACUUGUAUUCCAUCUGCUCCAGCUCAGCCAUCUGCUCAAGCUCCAGUCACUACUGCUGUGCUGUCCACACCCUCAACAUCAGUACAAGUGUCUGCUCCACCAGUAGCUCCCAAGCCAUUGAACACAGUGAAUACUGUCUCUCAGGGCAAAGAAGGGGUUUCAGAGCCACCACUGACUCCUUCAGUACAACCUGUCUCAGCAGCAGCAUGGAUCAAGGCACCGCCUGCUUCUGUCAUAGUUGAUACUCCAUCAGAACCCCCUGUAGUGAAACAAACAGUCACUCCUACUCCUAAACCCAUUGUACCACCCCCAGUUCCUCCCAAGCCAACCUGCAUUCCAGCAGGGUUAAAGUUCACUCACAGGCCAGGGGAAAUUGUCCGCCCUCCACUGUCUCCUCAGCCUGUUCCUGUUCAAAGGGUUCUGCCUGAUCUACCUAAAGCUGCCACAUUACCAAGAACCAGAGAACCACCUAAUGCACUGUCAUUUAGUCUGACAACCCCUGUCCAGUCUAAGUUCAGUGCAACGUCUCCUAAGUCUCCUUUGUCACCCAGGUUUGCAAGAUGCCUGGAGACUUAUGUGGUGAUAACUUUGCCAUCGGAGCCAGGAUCACCUGUUGAAGGGAUAACCACUCAGGCCCCAUUGCGGCGCGGAUCUCUUCCAUUCUCAAGUCUAACAGGGUCAGUUUCAGCAGCACCACUGCCAAAACCAAAACCACAGCAGGUCCCCUUCCCUCCUGCACCAGUGCCCCAAACAGAACAGAUUAUGGCUACAUCCAUAGAUGUACAAGUACCAAAACGUGAGGUAAUGGUUGUAUCAGCUCCACCUCCACCACCAAGACCUGUAGACACAGUUGUGGCAGUACCGCCUCCACCAGUGGCAGUACAAAUGGAAUCAGUGGCAGGAAUAGCUACAACACAACAAGCAGACCCAAGAGUGUGCAUAAUAGCCACACCAACACAAGCAGAACUAACACACAUAUUUGUACCUGCUGAACCAGUAACCAUAGAAAUGGAGCAGUUGGUGGCAGCUCCACCUGCAUCACAGCCCCAACCUGAAGAAGCUGUUCCACUUUUGGCAGAUAUGGCUGCUCAGCCUCAACCAAUGCCCUCUUUGGCAUCGGAGCCUGCAAUACCACCACCAGUACCGAUGGUACCUGUGGCUGCUCAAUCUCAGUUGCAACCAACUGAAAUUGCUUCUGAUACAAUACUGAGGCAACAACCACAACAAACAGCUGCAUUUGUUACUACCCAGGCCAUAUUGCAGGAACAGCCUGUGGCCUUUGUGCCUGUGGAAGCUACAUCCAUCCCACAGCAAAAUCAACCUCUGGCUGCUCCACUUGUAGCACAACAAAUGAUGCCUGUGGGUGUUCAGCCUGUAUCACCACAACCAGUUCCCCCUGUGUUUGCUCAGACUAUAUCACCACAGCCAGUCCCACCUGUAUUAACACAGCCAGUUCCACCUGCAGCUAUUCAGUCCAUCUCACCACAGCCAGUUUUACCUGUAGCUGUUCAACCUAUAUCACCACAACCAGUUUCACCUGUGGUUGUGCAGACUAUAUCACCACAGCCAGUUCCACAUGCAGUUAUUCAGCCUAUAUCACCACAACCAGUUGUACCUGUGGCUGUUCAACCGAUAUCACCACAACCAGUUGUACCUGUGGCUGUUCAGCCGAUAUCACCACAACCAGUUGUACCGGUGGCUGUUCAACCGAUAUCACAACAGCCAGUUGUACCUGUGGCUGUUCAGCCUGUAGCAGAAAAACAAAUCACGUAUGUGGCUGUCGAGCCCGUAUCAUAUCAACAACCAAUGUCAGCUCUUCAGUCUGUGCCACCACAACCAGUAGACACUAUCCCAGCUCAGCUUAUAUCACAACAACAUGCAGUAGCAACUUUAGUUGCUCAACCCAUAACACAAGAGCUGAUGGGACAUGUCGCUGCUCAGCCAAUGGUACAGCAACAACCAACUGAACCUGUGGCCAUUCCACCUUUUACUCAAGAACAAUUGAUCACAUUUGUUGAUGGUCAACCUGUAUUGCAGCAACAACAACAACCUGAAACACUUCUACCAAUGCAACAAAGACCUCUACACACAGCUACAGUUCUUCCCCCAUCACAACAAGAGCAACCAAAUGCCUACCCAGCCCAAGUUCCAUUCCAAUAUGCAACCAUGGGACAGAGUGAAACUGUUCCUCCUGGUGCAUUUCAUCAAUUUGCACCACCAGCAGAAGAUCAAGAGCCACUCAUGCCAGAACCACCUACUGCUCCUGUGGCACCAGUUACAUAUACUCAAUUCACACAAUCAAUAGCAAGUGAAGAAAUAAUAGGGCCAGAAAAAGUUGUUUCAAGUGUAAGUCAAGUGUACUCUGCAAUUUCAACUACAGAGCAGCAGCCUGAAACAAUGCCCAAGGUAGUGACUCAAGUUGUUACAACUGAAGUGCAGAGAACAACUAUGGUUUCAGUUGUACAAGAAAUAAUGCCUGAAGAACCUGCCCCAGUAUCACCCAGUGCUAGUGUUGUUAUGGAACCAGAGACCUCUCCCAUCAAAGUCCAAUCAAAGCCAAAACAGAAUGGAAGGAUUCACUACCCAGGAGAUGUCAUUGAUCUUUGCACUUCAAAAGUCAGUGUCACCAUGACUGACAAAGGCAUGGACUUGACAGCUCCUGAAUCCAGCCGGCAGUCUUUCUCAAGUGAUUCCAGUGGGCGGCAUUCAACAGCUGUUCAGCCAGAGGUGGUAAAUCUGAGUGCAGAGAUUACACCAGCUACAACGCUCUCUGUUGUAACGGAUAGCAUCACAAUAGUCACUUGCUCCGCCACCAUUGCUUCGUAUAACAACACUACUGAAAAACCACUGGAUUUGGGCAAUGCUACCUCUAUGCCUCUUCCACUCACAACCUACACACCAUGCAAACCUGUUGCACAGAUAGUAUAUAGACCAGUAAAUUCCCAUCCUAAAGUCACAACAAGCAUGGAAAUUCCUGUUAAUCUAUCCUAUGGGACUGUAGAGAGCAUGUCAAGUGCAACCACACCUGUAACAAUUGCACCUGGGGGCAUAAUGAGUGACUCUACUGGUGUUCCACCCCUUAUUCCAGCUCACACAGAGGCAUACGCUUCAGCCGUUGAUCUUACCACAUCCAAGCCUGUUAUGGUGGCUCUGACCACCUCUUCAGGUGUGGUGACCACAAUAGUGGAGGAUGAUGGGACCCCUGUGGAUCUCACAGCAGGCCGAAGGGCUAUCUGCUGUGAUGUCAUCUACAAACUUCCUUUCACAGGGAGUUGCAGAACACAGCAACCCGCCACCACAAUGCCUGACAAUCGGUUUGGCUACAGAGAUGAUCAUUACCAGUAUGGCACUGCUACAACCCUUGGCAUCACAGACCUUAGUAACAUGAAAAGCUCAGUUUCAGAUAACAAUUUCUCUGAGGCUGGACUCUUCUACCACGAAGGUAAAAAUGGAUUAGGUUACCACAAUGGAGCUUCAGACGGUGCCAUAGACUUGACUUCAGCAAAAAUGUCUACUGCAGAUGAAGCUUUGGACUACUCAAGCAAAGGCACCAGAGCGAUUACCAUCAUCACCACUGCACAUCAGAGUGUGCUAAGGUCAACAAAUGGAAUUGUUUAUUCAUCUAUUGCUGAGCCCAUUCCAUCCACUUAUGCAAUAACCACUCAGCCAGGGUCAAUAUUCACUUCAACAUACAAUGAUUUGGUCGAAUUACAACCAAGUAGCACUAUAGAGGCAUUCUCAACUUUACAAAAUGUCCCUACCCCUUAUGGGUUCAUACCAGUAACAGCUGCUGGUCAGAUCAUUUCACAUGAGACUGGACUUUCCAAAGAGAUUUUGCCUGCAGUCCUUGCCAACCUUUUCCCAGGUAUGGCACCAUACCCUGAAAUAUAUUCUGAUGCAACCCUUGAAGCCAUAGCAGCCUCACUGGACACUUUGCUCUCCCCGAACUUCCCUGGUUUUGAUGAUGGCAAGGAUCAACAGUAUUAUGCUGAGCGUGAGUUCCUUGAGUUGGAGAAGUUGAAGCAGUUAUGCCUUGCUGAAGAGCUUGAGUGGGAAAGGCAAGAAAUCCAGAGGUUCCGGGAGCAGGAGCAGAUGAUUGUCCAGAAGGAGAUUGAAGAGUUGCAGAACAUGAAGCAUCAGUUGCUGUUACAGCAGGAAGAGGAGCGUCAAGCCCACUUGAUCCUGCAACAGGAGACUUUCGCCCAGCAGCAAGUGCAGCUUGAGCAGAUCCAACAACUUCAGCAGCAGCUGCAACAACAACUGGAUGAACAGAAAAUAUACCCAUAUGGCCGAGACACACUGGAAGGCAGGUCCCCUCCAAUCAAUACAGACACACGUUUCCUGCACCAGCAAUAUAUUGGCAGAGGUGAUGGCCAGUAUUGGCCUGUUAAGGAUGACACUUCAACGCCCUCCUUAGUACCUGGUCAGGACCAACAGAUCUUGGGCACUGCUCCCACUGAAGGCAUUCCUGAAUCAGCAAGAGUUAUUAAAGAUGCUAAAACCGACUCCGCACUUGCAGUGAGUGGCAAGAAGAUUGUUGACAGUGGUGUGCAGACUGAUGAUGAAGAUUGUAAUGAAAAGCCAUAUCCUGGCAGGAGAAGAAGGAAUAGGAGAAGUGUGGACAGUUGCGUUCAGACUGACGAUGAAGACCAGGAUGAAUGGGACACUCCCAUCAGAAGCAGGCGGAAGUCUCGAUCGAGUAAAUAUGGAGAUUCUGAGAAAUGCAAGUCUUCUAAGGUCUCUAGCAUUGCCAUACAGACAGUAGCUGAGAUAUCAGUUCAGACAGAUCAUUCUGGAACCAUUAGGCGUUCACCUGUGCGAGCACACCUCGACACCAAGAUUGAUUUCCCUGGGACUGGAAGACAGCUCAGAGGAGAAGAGUCUGACUCUGAUGAAUCAUCAUCGCACACGGGUCCCAUAGAGAUUGGUAUAACCACCCAUCUCAAAGCAGAUGGCACUGGCUCCACUCCAAAGUCCCCAAAAGUUCUGUAUUCUCCCGUCUCACCUAUGUCUCCAAAUAAGUCCAUAGAGUAUAGCAAGUCAGGCAAAGGUGGACAGAAGAUGCUCACUGUUGAACAUUCAAGGCACUCCCCAGGCAGUCCUAGAUCACUAAAGCCUUCACAAAGAUCCCUGUCUGACAAGUCUCUAAGCCCAACUACUGAAGACAGAAUGACAUCCACCUACCAUUACUCUGAGAACUAUGCGAGCAAAGGUUCACAGAGUGGCACACCUUAUGGUUCUCAGAAAAAAGUCAAGCGUACCCUGCCACACCCUCCACCAGAGGAAGAUAACAUUGUUGGACCAUCUGGGUAUAGCACUGGCUCAGCUCGAAGAAGGAUGUGUAGGAAUACCACUAUGGCUCGUGCCAAAAUCCUGCAGGACAUCGACAAGGAGCUUGACCUGGUGGAGAGGGAAUCCUCCAAGCUCCGCAAGAAACAGGCAGAACUUGAUGAGGAAGAGAAAGAAAUUGAUGCCAAAUUGAGGUACCUAGAGAUGGGCAUCAAUCGUAGGAAAGAUGCUUUGUUAAAAGAGAGGGAGAAGAGAGAAAGGGCUUAUUUGCAAGGGGUGGCAGAGGAAAGAGACUACAUGUCAGAUAGCGAGGUCAGCAAUAUCAGGGAGGCGAGGCGUAAUGGCCGGGGGCUUGAAAGACCACGAACUGCUCCACAAUCCGAAUUCAACCAGUUCAUCCCAGCACAGACUGACAACGAGUCCCAAUAUGGAGAAUACUAUCAGUAUGCCCCUCAGACCCAAGCAGACAGCCAUUACCCCCAGCAAACGCUGUACCAGCAGCAGUCUGUCUACCAUCAGCAGGUGUCCCCCUAUCAGACCCAGUCUGUGUACUCCUCAGUGCCGAGCCUUCAGCAGUCCCAGCAGACAGGCUACCAACAUGCCUCUCAGCUGAUGAUGAUGCAGCAAAAGCCAAGGCAGUCCGCCAUUUCAGAACUAGAGCCGAAGAUCACCACCAACUAUGAGGUGAUUCACAACCAGCCACUCCUGAUGGUCCCCUCCUCCACUGAAAGCACAUAUGGCGUUUCUCAGCUCGGGGGGAAGUACAGCAACCUAGACCUUAGGAUGGCCUUGGAGGAGAGGGGCAGCAUGGCCAGCAGCCCAAUGUCCAGUAUCUCAGCUGAGUCCUUCUACACAGACAUUGACCACCACAAUGCUAGGAACUAUGUUUUGAUUGAUGACAUUGGUGAGCUCACAAAGGGCUCUUCUGGACUCAGUUCCAGCUUCACCAUCCCAGAUAAAGACAUGACUAAGGCUGACCGCCUGCUCCGUGCAGCAGAGGUGCGGCGCACAGCAGAAGUGGCUGACUUCCUUGGCUCCGGGAGGCUCUCCUAUGGAAAGACUGAGGAGGACUCAAUGGAGGAGCCAUAUGAACUUAAACUUCUGAAGCAACAGAUUAAGCAAGAGUUCCGGCGGGGUACAGAGGGUCUGGAUCCCCUCACUGGCUUGCCACAUUACUUGCCAAGUGACAGCAGCUACAGACACUUCCCUAAGUCAGAGAAAUACAGCAUCAGCAGGCUCACCUUGGAGAAGCAGGCUGCUAAACAGCUCCCUGCCUCUGUCCUGUACCAGAAGCAGUUAAAGCAGAAAAAAGCAGCGCUAAUGGACCCAAAAAUUACAAAGUUUUCCCCCAUUCAGGAAAGCAGGGAUCUUGAACCAGACUACAGUCAUUUUUUAGCAUCAACCGGGUCCUCGGUGGGUGGGCUGGCCACCAGGGCUCGGCUUCUUCAAGACGAAAUUACCUUUGGGUUGAGGAAGAACGUAGCAGAGCAACAGAAAUAUCUGGGCUCUACUUUAGGAGCUAACCUGGCGCAGUCUUUAAACUUGGGACAGUCUCUCAACCUCAGCCCAGGGUUGAGAUCAUCAUUACAAGAUGACGGCACCUACCCUAGUGGUACUCGCUCUAGACCUUCGUCCCGGCCAUCCUCUGUGUACGGACUUGACCUUUCCAUAAAAAGAGACCUGUCCAGUUCCUCACUUAGGUUAAAGAGUGAAGGUGAGGGUAUGGACACAUCAUUUGGUUCAGCCAGAGCCAAACCAACCAGCCUUCCCAUCAGCCAGAGCAGAGGACGCAUCCCAAUAGUGGCCCAGAACUCUGAGGAAGAGAGCCCAUUGAGUCCAGUCGGUCAGCCCAUGGGUAUGGCUCGAGCAUCAGCCGGCCCACUCCCCCCAAUUUCGGCUGACUCUCGGGACCAGUUUGGCUCAAGCCACUCCCUCCCUGAGGUCCAGCAGCAUAUGCGGGAGGAGUCCAGGACCCGCGGGUACGACCGCGACAUAGCCUUCAUCAUGGAUGACCUGCAGGGUGCCAUGUCUGACAGUGAAGCACUAAGUGACCCCCUGCUGAUAUUGAGCAGAGAUGAUCCCACACUCUUUCAUGAGUAUCUUUCGAGUAUCACACACGGAGUUCCUAGCUGGAAUAUAGAAGCUUACCACCUAAGGCAAGAGGAGAGCGACUGGUUUGAUAAACCACGCAUUGGACGUCCUGGCCAAAAGAAUGGUCAACAGCUGGAUAGUAGACAGAUGAAAUCAAUGCAUUACCCAUUUCCCCACACUCGUCUAAAACUUCAGAGGGACCCUAAAGAUAACAGUGUGUCGGGAAAUGGAUUGGGAAUUCGAGUGGUUGGUGGCAAGGAGAUCCCUGGGGCGAACGGGGAUAUCGGUGCAUAUAUUGCCAAAGUCACCCCUGGUGGACAUGCUGAACAGUCAGGGAAAGUGGUGGAAGGAAUGCAGGUCCUGGAGUGGAAUGGAAUUGCCCUGACCGGCAAGACCUAUGAGGAGGUGCAAACCAUCGUGGGUCCACAGAGUGGGGAGACUGAAUUAUGUGUGCGACUGGACCUGAAUAUGCUCGCUGACUCUGAGCAUCCACAACACCUGGAGCUCCACACACAGAUGAAGGCUGGGGACAGGCAGCGCUCCCCCGGCGUGGACCCCAAGCAGCUGGCUGCAGAGCUGCAGAAGGUGUCCCAACAGCAGGCCCCCGGUACUGUGCUGGCCGCCCACAUCCACUCUGGCACCGCCUCAGCCACGUCCAGUGCUGUGCCCAGCCCAGGCCAACCUGGCUCCCCCUCCGUCAACAAAAAACGGCACGGCAGCAAGUCCACAGAAGCUCUGAAGCCUCAGCCUCACCCUAUCACUGGUGAAAUCCAGCUUCAAAUCAAUUAUGACAAAAAUAUGGGUAAUCUAAUCGUCCAUGUCCUGCAAGCGAGAAACCUUGCUCCCAGGGACAACAACGGCUAUUCAGACCCCUUCGUUAAAGUCUACCUCCUUCCAGGGAGAGGCCAAGUCAUGGUUGUCCAGAAUGCAAGUGCUGAGAACAAGCGCAGAACCAAAAGUGUGCAGAAGAGCCAGAAUCCGGAGUGGAACCAAACUGUCAUAUACAAGAACAUCCACCUGGAACAGCUUAAAAGGAAAACCCUGGAAGUGACGGUUUGGGAUUACGACAGAUAUUCCUCAAAUGACUUCCUUGGAGAAGUGCUGAUUGACCUCUCCAACACAGCUCAGCUGGACAACACACCUCGCUGGCUCCCCCUAAAGGAGCAAAGCGAGAGCAUCCAACACGGCAGAGCCCAUCCCCCACAGGGCCCCGGCGGGCCAGGCGGACAGGGAGGACCGGGGUCUGGGGGUCAAGGUGGGCCAGGGGGAUCUGGAGGUCCCGGAGGUACCGGUGGACCGGGCAGCCAGCAGUCCCCUAAAACCUCAGUCAUCAAGAGUCGGAGUCAUGGCAUCUUCCCUGACCCAGCUAAAGAUUCACAGAUGCCCACGAUGGAGAAAUCUCACAGCAGCCCCGGCAGCUCCAAGUCCUCCUCGGAGGGGCACCUGCGUUCCCAUGGACCCUCGCGCAGCCAGAGCAAGAGCAGCGUCACACAGGCACACCUCGAGGAGGCGGGGAACGCUAUCGCUGCUGCCGAGGCUGCCGUGCAGCAAGCGCGCCUCCAACCAAACAGGACAAAUCACAGAAUAACAGAAAACUCUACUAUGCCUGGUCUGAGCGAUGAUUACCGGCUGGAUGCAGAAGAUGGCACAGGAACCAAUGCAGUGGACAGUGCCAUCUUUCAGGUCCCACAGCUGAAGAACAUCCCAAAUGGCAUAGAUAAGAAUGGAACUGACACUUUGACAUCAGAGGGUAAAACUCAGGUAAUGGGGGAGAUCAGAGUAGCUCUGAAGAAGGAGAUGAAGACUGAGGGAGAACAGCUGGUGCUGGAGAUCCUUCAGUGCAGGAACAUCACAUACAAGUUCAAGUCACCUGAUCAUCUACCAGACCUGUAUGUAAAACUGUAUGUAGUGAAUGUGGCUACACAGAAGCGCAUCAUUAAGAAGAAGACCCGAGUGUGUCGGCACGACCGGGAGCCCUCCUUCAACGAAACAUUCCGCUUCAGCCUCAACCCUGCUGGCCACUCCAUCCAGCUUUUCCUUGUGUCCAACGGUGGGAAGUUCAUGAAGAAGACUCUUAUUGGUGAGGCCUACAUCUGGCUGGACAAGGUGGACAUGCGCAAGCGGGCUGUCAGCUGGCACAAACUGCUGGUCAGCUCCCAGACGCAGCCGUGAUGGAGCAGCGCAACCCCCC